This is a messenger RNA of Hyphopichia burtonii NRRL Y-1933, 1107 nucleotides long. RefSeq lists its product as uncharacterized. The transcript has a single exon. Bases 35 to 1009 code for a protein of 324 amino acids. NCBI's taxonomy places the organism in Eukaryota, Fungi, Ascomycota, Pichiomycetes, Serinales, Debaryomycetaceae. The record is from RefSeq and is a predicted model, not a curated record.
CUGAUUUUGUUCUUUUACAAGGUUUAACUUAUAGAUGACUGCAACUACUUCUACGCCUGACGUAUCGGUUGUCAACGAUACUUAUGACAAAGAGAAUGUGAUUCCCAGAACGCCAACAAAAAGAAAGUCGUAUUCGAUUUUGAGUCCAAUCAACAAUGGCGUGAACAAGAUUGAAACCUUGCCAAAUAAAGAGAGGUUGAUCAGUGAAUCUACCGGAUUAAUCAAGUUGAAUUUGUCUCCCAAUAGGUCUAGUCCCAGGAAACCAAUUAGCAAGAAUGAAGGAUUGCCGGUGUUCAUUCCAUCCAAGGUGGAAGAGGAAGUGAAAAAUGAAACCAAACAAGAUUUAUUGGUGAAGUAUGCUAAUAAACAACAAGAAUUAAUCGAGUUGGAGAAGAAAGUCGAAGAAGUUAAGUUUAGCUUAUUGGAGAUUACCCAAAAUUUGAAAAAUCAUGAAUUUAAUGAAAAUAAACCUACUAACGUAAUUGAAAAUCAAUUCAGAUCAAUUACGAAGAAAGCAUCAAAAAUGUUUAAUAAUCAACCUCAAGUAGAAGAUUUUGAAAAUAAAUUUAAAAAUUUAACUAAAAAGGCAUCAAAUAUUUUUGAAAGCCCAAUAAAGAAUCAAAAUUUCUUUAAAACACCUUCGAAAACCAAUUUAAAUAGCUUUUUCGAUGACAUCAAGUAUAAAUUUGAUCAGCAACAACAAGAAUUGAACCAAUUUAAUAAAAAAACUUCAAAAUUGGUUAAUGGGUUUAUAUCAAACAUGUCAUCUCCACGAAAAUCUUUACAAGAAGAAGACGUAAUUGAUAGCUCUUUUAACUUUGAAAACAUUGGACCCGAUCAAAACGGCGCAUAUCCUACCAUUGGAAGAAAAGUUUAUCAUGGUGAACAGGCCAGUGUUUUAAAUUCGAGUAUAUUAUUAAGUGAAUCUGAUGACCAGUCUAGUCUUCUUGAAGAGGAAGAUAAUGCCAUCGUUGAUAUUGAUGAUUACAAUAGUAGUUUUGAAGAAUGAAUAUAUUUAUUAAUAUCGUAAUACAUAAAUUUUAUUUUAAUAGUGAAAAACAUCUAUAUAAAAUAAAUAGUAAUGAAUAAAUUUUUUGUUCUAUGAAU